Pocillopora meandrina is the source of this 8457-nucleotide messenger RNA. Lineage: Eukaryota; Metazoa; Cnidaria; Anthozoa; Scleractinia; Pocilloporidae. The record is from the annotation of a GenBank genome assembly.
AUGAAAAAGGCAAGGAAAAUGAAGCUGCAUACAUUGAAUCCACUAUUACCGGGCGGCGGCGGACAAACAGAGCUGGGCAUUGACCAACAAGAUGAUGAUAGUGACAGUGGUAUAAGUCAGGUGUAUAACCCAGUCAGUACAUACAGACGCGCACAGUUCUCUCUUCCAGACAUUGCAAAAACUGAACUAGCAUCAAAGCUUUUAGCCGCCACUCCAGCUCAUCCAGCUCACAUUAAGGCCAGAGUUCUAUGGAGAUAUAAUGCUGUUGAACGAACAGACUUACAAGUCGAAAAAGGCGAAAUUAUACUACUUCUUUACCGAGAAAAAAGCAAGGUUUAUGCAGUCAACAACAAAGGAAAAAGUGGAUUUAUACCCUUUAAUUACUGCACUGUAUUAAGGAAAAACGAUUUUGUGUCAAAUUUUUACCAUCCACAAAGUGAGAGAACAAACUACGAAAAAUGUUCAUGGCAAACAAAUGGCUGCCAUCACGAGUUUAUAGAUGCCUCUUAUUACUCAAGAACAGUUACUUCCACUAAUUCUCAUAUUCAUCGAAGUCGGAGUGAGGAAUCUCUUUGUUCUCACAACGACUGUGAGUCGCUAAGUAGGAAAAUUUCAUCGUCACUAGAAGACUUAUCCGACGACAAUCGAAUUGCCACGAUGAUGUCCGAUCUUAUUAACUGGGAUCGCAAAGCUCCUGAGACCUACAGGCGUCGGCAGAAAGUUCAAGUGAGCCAUUUCCGAAAGUUUGAAAAUGAGUCUGUAAUGGUUUUAUUUGACUUUCAUGCCGCUGAUGAGAAUGAUGUGGACGUUCAGCGAGGAGAAGUCGUGACGGUUUUCAAUAGAGAUGAUCAGGAUUGGUGGUGGGUAAUGAGAGAUGACGGGUUGGAAGGAUUCAUUCCAAGUUCUUAUGUGUCUAUUGAAGCAGUUCGAAUGUCUCCAGGUAAGUCUUCGAGGCUAUUCAAAUAGUCUCCCCGCAGAAAAUUUACUUGAACUUCAGACAUUAACUGUGUUUUAAAAGAAAGGAAGUGCUACUAAAUUCAGACGAGGUACACAUGUUUAGGUGCUCGCCGACUUCUAUAAAUCUCAUGGUCACUGAAGACAUCUUAAACUUUUCAGAUUUUUCCUGCUGUUGUCAUUGUUUUGGUUUCACGUCACAUUACAUUUUUAUUUUUUAGAAUGCACACCAAGGAGUACAGAUAGUUCAGUUGGUAGCUCAGAGGGAAGCAUUAAUCAAGUCAGGUUCCAAGAUCCACUCUGCACUAUACACAGUUACGAGAUAGAGCACUCGGACUCAGACUCUGUUGGACCACAUGAAACACAUGACUCAGAUGACGAGGAAAUGUACAUGGACUCAAAGUGGAGUACGUGGUGUUGAAGUAAAAAUGUAAUAGGGUUCGUCACUUGAGCAUAGAUAACUUCAUUACUAUUAAGAGAUGUGAAGUGUAAGAGACAAACUGUUUAUCAGAUAAACCUACUUUUAGGGAAGUUUUCAAAUCUUUAUUUGGUUUCUUUUCAUCAGCCUUGUGUAAAUCCGAAAUAUUUUUUUUGCCAUCAUUUUUGCAAGCUGUUGAAGGAAAUUUUCUCCAGCCGCUAAAAAACAGCAAUUUCAGCUUACCACAGGCUAGUUCAUCUUUAUAAACAUGUAAACGUAAAUUUUCUGUGGGAAACUCAUCCAGCUCCUUAUCGUGUGCAUUUCCUUUAGGACUAAUGUAAUAAGAAAGAAUUAAAAUUUAUGUAAGUUCUUAAACUGUUGUAUUCAAGUUUGUGAGAUGGCAUCAUUUCUAUCCUUGGUAUAAAUAUUAUUCCUGAAAAUUGAUCCAUGUUUAUGAUAAAAGCAAACAUAACUUAGGUAGAAUUACCUCCGGGGUUUGUACCCUUUUCUCCGUUGAAGGCCGAUGUUUAACUGAUUCGCAGGCCCGGUAGUAGCUUCAGAUUUCGCUGAAAACUAAUAUUUUGAUACUUACUCACUCUGCUUAUCAGCCUGGGGUUAUAUUUCCCCUACUGAACUUAUCGUUCUCUUACCCAUUUUCCCUGGCCGAUUGGCCAAGUGGAUUUAAAACAAUCUGGGUACAAUCCAUACUUCCGGCCGGCGUCACUUUACGAAGGGUUAAACUGAUAUCUUUUUCCUUUUCUUUUCUUUCGCGCUGAAACUCGUCUUUCUAUAUUAUCAAUUGGACUGUGGAUAUAACUUGUUCUGAGCUGUAAACGGUUUAUUCAGACCUUUCUAUUGGUCCUCGGUAGACACCUCUCUCUGCUCUUAUUUCCUCGCUCUCUUGGUGGUAAUCUAAGCGAAAUUAGUAUAAAUCUACAAGCGCUCUAUCGCAAAUGUCGUAACCUUAUUGGCUGCAUAGCUCACUCUCUGUUCCAUGAUGGAUAGUGAGUGUGAUACAGUUUUCAACUGUAAAAGUCAAAGUAGUUACGAUGUUGAGAAUAGAAGAUCAAAUGAGGGAAACCAACGCGCCAUGCCGAUAUUUCAAUGGAGCCUUCGUUAAGUAUUUAAUCACCUUAGUGGUUACAUGAUAAAAUGAAAAGAGUAGCAGUGAAGUAUGUUCGCAAGUUCUAAAAGGUUAAAAUUCUUACAAUUCUCUAAAAAAUAUUCUAUCAAAGUCUGAAGUGACUUGAGGUUGGUUAAAAUCUUAAGAAUAUAAGUUUUCACCUUUGCUUUUAAAUAGAUAAAACGUAUGUCUUUUCUUAGGCAAUUAUUGGCCAGGCUGUUUCAGUCUUCAUUAUACACGUGGUGUGACCUUAGUUGUAUCAUUACACAAUAAAACACGAAACUGAAACGUUUGACUGGUCGAUUUAUUUCAGGUCAAUGAUAACAGUAAUGGUAACAAUAAUAAUGAUAAUAAUACCAAAGACCAUAGUGAUGACAAUGAUGUUGGUAGAGACCUUGAAAACAUUACAAAGAGAAGGAGCUUCAACUUUUAUUAUUUUUUUUGUUCUGAGACAUAACUUAAGUUUCACUAUUUGAAAAAAUGUUAAAUAUGAACUUUUUCUGUGGAGAAAAAAAAAAUGUGCAUGUCAGGAGUGGGAUUCGAACCCACGCCUCCAUUUGGAGACCAGAACGCUCGCUCUCGUGAGGCACGAGAAGGAUAUUAUCCUUGAGUCUGGCGCCUUAGACCGCUCGGCCAUCCUGACAACACGUUGGAAAAUGAUUCAUUUUCAGUAUUUAUUAAUUUACUAUGAUAUUUGAAUAUUUCGAUCAUUCAAAGUAGUAAAAGUUUUGUUUUUCACCCACAUUUAUUUCUAUCUAUGGGUAAGUCUCGUUUUCUUCGAGGCUCUCCUAAGUUUUGUACGGCCUAAGGGAAUCUUUCAUUCUCUGCAUUACUACGACGCGCUAGAAGCUUUCGGACUGGAACCUAGUUUGGCGAAUGCAAAGAAGUAAUGGCCUAAAGUGCCUGAACGAUAUAAAUGAACAGUAAUAACUUGUUUUUUAAACUGGGGAAAGUGAUUAUUUGCACAAAAUAUUACAGCCCUGACUUAUUUCAUGAACGAGGAUCAAGAGAGACCGUGAGAUGUGUUUCACUCGUGGAGAAAAGUGAAGGGAAACAUGCUCAGUGUUUAAAAGUGACAUUGAAUGCUAAUACGAUCUUUGCCAAGUUACUUUGGCAACAGAUCACUACCUCGCGUUUCUUUGGUGUUCAUUUAUCAUCAUGGCUUUAUUCCCAGUUGAGAAGCAAUACUGAAAGAAACGGUGAGAGAACUUUGAUUUUUACUGGGAACUGACAAUCGUUGAUUUUACACAUAAAUACCACAGCGUACCUACAAUGUGGGAAAGGAAAUUAGGAGUUACUCUUUUUAACAAAAUCUGCUUCACGUACAACACCCAAAAAAUAUGAACUACUUGAAUGAUCGCAAAAUUUACUGAUGCAUAUCUACUUCAAAGAAGGAAAACACCAAGCAUUCAAUGGGGAGGUUUCAAUUAAAAUCGAAUCAUGAAAUUCUCCUCCCACCUUCCCUAAAAUCCAUUCCCAAUCUGGUAUGAUAGACCUUGAUGUCAGCUUUCUAACUUUGGCAGCCUGGUACUAUGGAGGGGUUGAAGAAGAGGUCUCAUUCCUCCAAAAUCCCUCUUCCUAAGGCAGAGCACAGGCAGAAGAAGGUCAAAUCACAUCAAACUGUGUGCCAUUACUAUUAUGGUUUCUCGUGAUGAUGUGACCUCAGCAUCUAGGCUGACAUGGUUAUGGCAAGUUGGAUUUUGCUGCCUUUUUGAUGAGCUUGGGUGCCAUGUUUAUCAUUAAUUUAUAAUUGUAAUAGGAUCAAGUGAAGUCCAAUGUGGUCUGUAAUUAUACAAGUGAUUAACAAAAUCAGACAACCACAAAGCAAGAGUCCACUUUGUCAAUCACUCUUAUAAGUACAGACAGAAUUGGAUGAAAUAAAGUCCUGAUACCAAUUAAUCAAAACUAUGACAAAGUUUGGGAAAGGAACUAGACAUUGGUGAUAUGUUUUUAUAAAAAAAAAACAAAAGUUAAUGUAGCAAAAUGCGAGACAACAGCACGCACACAUGAUGCGUUCUGUCCACUUACACAGACAUUUCAUGCUAACUGCCCCUUUAACUGUCAAAUUACAAGCAUGAUGCACAGACUGUCCUAGUAGUGUUCAGAUGGCUCCCCCCCCCCCUUCCCCAAAGCAAUUCUAGGCAUUUGAACUUUUAAAGAUUGGUUCAUUCAAAGUUCUGUCCCCUGCGCACCAAAAUUGUGUUCAAAUGCCCCACCAAAGAACCUGAUUUGAUCGUCAUUUUUUUAGUAAAAGGCAAGAUUAGCAUUGGUGUAUUUCUUGUAGACUUUUUCUUCAGAGCCAUCUACUUGGGAAAGUGAACUUUUACCUUUAAACACCUUCAUAUGAAAAGAUAAAACACAUUUAUUCUGUUGAAAAGACUUGAUAGUUCUGUUUCAAAUUACUCACCUCAACCAGGCAAGGUUCAAAUUCCCCACUCCACAAUGCUUGGAUAAUAAUCAAAUGCCUGUAGGUUGUGCUUCUUAUAAGACUGUGGAAAUUAAUUGAUUGUUUCAGAAGCUUCCAGCUAAUAAAGGCAAAUUUGUGGUUACUAAUCAAUCUCAGGAAUGUUACAAUUAUGGUAUAAGUUAAUAUUAAAAUUUUUAGUCAGGGCAGUCUACAUCACUAUAGCUCCACUUCAGGCUGCAGUGCACUUUGAUUAUUCUUUUUCCCUUGUUUGAAAUAACUUAAGGCUUUCUAUUCCUAUUUUCCUCUCUGUGCUGCAGAGCAGCUGUCCUCUGCCUUUAAUGGCGUGAUUGAUCUUGGUGAAUCAUGUUCAAUCAAUAUACAAGGAGAGCUAAGCCAGAUGAAGAUUCCAACAUUUUGUAAAAUUGUGGUGAACAUUGGUGUUCAGCCUUUAGCACGUUUAUGUCUGGAGCCUGAUCUCAGGUGGUAGGUGUAUCAUUGAAGUAUUGUUAUUCUCUCCUCAUUGUACCUUUAUAGUAGGAGAUAUUUAUUUUACUGAUUGAAAGUUUUGGAUCAUUACUCAUUCACAUUAAUGGUGAAUUUGUAGGUCAAAGCGACUUGUAGCUGAGCUUGUAGAGUUCAUGCAGUUACAAGAUGUGAUGGCAUGGUUGUCAACCUUAGGAGGGGCAUAUUCUGCAAUGGGAGACCAUCUUUGUAAAUAUGUGAGUGAUCUUAGACUAUGGGCAGUUGAAGCAGAUGUUGACUACAAUCACUCUAUGUUCACUUGACUUUUAGCGAAGUUGUAAUUAUUUUCAAUUACUAAGCUGGUUGGGUGUCUUUGAUAGUUCGUAACUAGACUGAAAUGUGAUUCCCAGAAUUAAUUUAUCACUAGAUUGCUGUAAACUUAACAAGUGAAUCAAUGAUCACUGAACUACUGGAAAUAGUACAAUAAUUAGUGACUGUGGAAUAAUGGUCUUACAAGCUAACUCUUACUGGUGUCAUAAAUUCUAAAUUUUUUGUUUUUUCACAGUCUGAGAAAGCUGGUCAGAUCUCUCAACAUCAGUUACUUGUGGCCUUGAGAUUAGGGAAUCCAAUUCUUGUGGCACAGUGCAAAGUCUUUGCUGCAUUUAGUUUUAUACAACGUGGACAGCUGAAACUAGCAGCUAAGAUAGUAAGGUAUAUCACUAAAAAUUUGUCAUCAAAAUAAUACUCUGGUUUUUGAAAAUAAAACAAGAUACUCUGUUAUCAGAGGUGAAACAAGGAAGUAAAAACAAAUUGUCUUAAUUAGCCUUAUAUGUGGUAAGUCAAAUUGAAAAUUUUAUUUUAUAUAGCCAGACAGCCAUGCAGAGUCAGUUAGUCAUCCAUGCAACCACAGCCUUCAUGCGGCUAGUCUCACCUGCUGGCUAGUUCUUAGUAAUUUGUUGUUUUCAUGGUAAAUCACCUAGUUAUAAUCAUGGGUAAUUUAGUAUUAUUAACUGAGCUAAUAAUGUACACUGGCCACUGUAAAGAGUUUAAAAACUGAUGUUUCGAGCUUUAGCCCUCUGUCAGAGUGAUUGGAGGAGUUGUGGGUUGUGUAUGGGUAUAUAUGCAGAAAAUGGAGCUAUGCUAUUGGUGGGAGUAUGGUGAUAAGAAAACAAGUAUAAAUUAGUUGAAUGAAAUGCAUUUGAUACUGUGGGGAUUAAGAGUGCUGAUUUAAAAGAUAACUUUAUACCAUUGCAUUACUUUUGGCAAUAAGUGCAAUCUAUAACCCUAAGCCUAGGUGUGAGGGUGGAAGUGAGAGUGAAUAAAAUCCAAUCAGUAUUUUCUUUCUCAGCUGUUUGUAGUACUAGUUAUACAUUGGUAAAACAGGAAGACAAGUAGGUGACUGAUUCUGAGAACACCUUUGCAACUUAGAAAGAAAUGGCAUGGACAUCAGUCACUGGACACUUUAAUCUCCCCAAUCAUUCUUAGCAGAAAAUGGCAGUUUGCAGUCUUUCCCUACAUCUAGACAGUUUAGAAAGCUGCAAAACUCUAGAACAAAAAUUUAUCUUUUAAAUUGGCACUCCUUAUCCUCAUGGUAUCUAUGAGCACUUUUUAUUCAACUAAUUUAUUCUUGUGUUUUGGUCACCAUAUUCCCACCAAUAGCAUAGCGCCAUUUUCUGCAUAUAAACCCACACACAACCCACAAUUCCUCCAAUUGCUCUGACGAAGGGCUAACACUUGAAACGUCAGCUUUUCAACUCAUUAUGGUGGCCAGUUUAUACUGUCAGUCAUUUAGUUAGUUAGCUUUUAGUGCACCGAUUAGCUGGAAGGAACGUUUUCAAUCUUAUUCAUUCGUUUAAUGUGCUCUUUCAGGGAGCAGUACACACUUGCAACAUCUCAUGGUGCUGGAAGAGAUGAUAAGGUAAGUGACAAGCUGGGUAAAGUUUGUCAUUCAGUCAGGAGGACUAGAAAUAAUUAUGAUAAAAAUAAUAAUAAUGAUCAAGAGAAUAAAUGUUACUUAUUUAUUUAUAUUGUGUUCAUUAGUUUAUUUUAUGAAAUUAAAUUUUAGGGAAUAAUUUCAAAAUAAUAAUUCCUCAUUAUCUCAAAUUGUUCAACACUUAACUGCUGUCAUUUUUGUUUCAUAAUAUCAGCUGAUAUCGUCAUGUAAAGCUGCUUGGCACAGAAUAAAACACUUGAAAAAACAGAAAAAGGUAUCUUUAUUAAAGCUAAGACCUGUUUAAGACAGAAAAACUGUUUCUAGGUGGUUAAAGAAUUUACCUUAGGGAAUAAUAUUGAUUCCUACCUAGAUUUACUACUAGGUUAAUCUAUUGAUUGUCUAAUUGAUUCAUUUAUUGAUCACUCAUUGGGUGCAAUAAUUGACUUAUAUAUGUCCUGAUACACCUGAUUGGCUAGCAUAACCAAGUGCUAAAUUGUUAGAUGUUUGUUCAAGGCAAAGAAGGGCUGGAAAAAUUAAUGUUUUUCUCGCUAUGUUGCCACACAAAUGUUAGGUUAUAUCACUCACACUAUUUCAAUUUUUUACUUUUUUUAAUCCUUAGAUUGACCAAGAAAUCAUGAAAUCAAUCACAUGAUAUGGAGCAUUUAGCUGUUUUGAUGUUCCCCAUCUGGUCUUGCCAAUAUUUGUCAUCUUAUUGCUGGACAAACUUGUAGUAAUUUGUCACUCUUCUUCAAGAAGCAAUUGGAGGAGAUUUCUGAAUGAAUGCAAUGUACCUUGCAAGUAACUUACAGACAACUGAUGAUAUUGAAAAUUAUACUAUCAGUAUUAUAACAGUUCUUUACUCUGCUGACAAUUUCAGUAAAGGACAGUGAGGCAAAUGCAACCAGCAGGAUAUCUUGUGUCCGAAGGCUGUUAUAAAUUUGAAAUGUAAUUUAGAAAAGCCUGUCUAAGGACCCAUACAAACAAUAAAACAAAACCAUGUAUGACAAAAAUUACCCAUUAAAGUAAACCAGUUAACCUUCAAACAUGAAAGUUUACAGGCUGAGCUUGCAUGCAGUUAGUGACAUUAAUGUGGGUUAUUUGAGGGACAAUCACCAAUUUGGAAGAAUUAAAACUUAAAAUGUAGGUUUAGUGCUGUGAGG